AUGCCCCGUGCACCGUAAGUACAUCGGUCUUCAGCAGCGCUACAGGGACGAGGCGACGGCCACCAACUUCGUCUUCAUCAACUUCAAAGUGUUCAAGUUUCCAGAUGCAGGGAUGCUCUAUUUCGACUGCCAGUGUGCCGUGUGCAAAGACACGUGCGAACAGGUGGGUUACGCGAACGAGGUGGGCGAGGCGUUCAGGGCCCUGGUUCACGUGAAUGCAGUGCGCUUCAGCUACGCGGUCGCCUGCACCUACGUGACGGCAGACGCCGCGCACAAGGGCAACGAAGCUAGAAUCACAAACUGGCCGGACGAAUCUCUGCGGAACAAGAAAAUCCUACACGCUGUCCUCGACACCUUCCUCUGGCAGGGGUUGGCGUCCGUCGCCAUUCCGGGUUUUACCAUCAACCGAAUCUGCGCCGGGUCAGCGCUGAUCCUGCGCAAGACGACCGCGCUGCCACCUGGCGUGCGAAAGUGGACGACAACGUUCGUCGGUCUCGCGGCGAUCCCGUUCAUCAUACACCCGAUCGAUCGGACGGUCGACUACGGCAUGAAUCGCACGGUGCGGAGGUGGUACGAAAUCGGGCCGGUUGAGACGAAGGUCGUCCACCACACGCGCGACUGCGAGACGCCAUCCGAGAUACUGCGGUCGACCGACGCGGAGUGAG
Molecule: messenger RNA, 665 nt
Organism: Priapulus caudatus
Lineage: Eukaryota; Metazoa; Priapulida; Priapulimorpha; Priapulimorphida; Priapulidae
Product: mitochondrial fission process protein 1-like
Exons: 3
Biological process (GO): mitochondrial fission
Cellular component (GO): mitochondrion
Source: RefSeq, a predicted model, not a curated record